Strongylocentrotus purpuratus (purple sea urchin) is the source of this 1964-nucleotide messenger RNA. RefSeq lists its product as uncharacterized. Gene Ontology annotation, biological process: lipid metabolic process. The coding region runs from base 170 to 1843 and encodes 557 amino acids. The record is from RefSeq and is a predicted model, not a curated record. NCBI's taxonomy places the organism in Eukaryota, Metazoa, Echinodermata, Echinoidea, Camarodonta, Strongylocentrotidae. The transcript has 17 exons. Gene Ontology annotation, molecular function: phosphoric diester hydrolase activity.
AACAGCUACAGACAGUUUACAAAAAGUACCGACUAACAAAAGAUAGGCAUUUUAAUAAAUGUACGAUCGACUUAUGUUAUAGAAUUGAGCUGCUCUUGACUGUGAAAAGAAGGAGAGGUGUUUAGCUGAACGAAACAUAUAAAAUGAGGAGCUGCACUGAUAUCUAAAAAUGGGAAAAACAUCAACUUUCAGAUGUCAUCUUGACUUGCAUCAUAUUUGCUACUUGUUACUUGGCACAUUACUAUUGUUAAACCAUGCAUCAAAAAGUUCAGCUACCAUUCAGGAAUUGUACUCCAUGGAAGAUCAAGAAGCUUAUGUGAAGUACUACAAGCAAUUCCCUGGACCUCUCCAGAAUUUCACAAAUGAUGCGUUGUUAAUGGUAGCAAAGUGUGCAGAGCUUACAGUAAAGGAGUACAAUAACCAGUCUCAAGUAGCAUACCAGCUAAGGCACAUCACAAAGGCACGGAUAGAAGAACAAGACAAUCUGGUCAAAUUACAGGUCGUAGUAGAAUCUGACAGUCAUGGAUAUCAUGAGAUGUACUUUGAGGCAAAAUCCAUAUUAACAACCAAGUAUAUCACUUCAUCAAUGACGAAAGCAGCUGUUAUUCCAAAGAAAGGGACUCAUCAUUGUGAUAAACUGAGUUCAAAAGCAGGAUGUACAGAGUGUACACUAUUUAAACGCUGUGUCAAAGGUCAUGUUCCAUCUCAUCCGUGGCUGGACUUUGCUCUCAAAACUCAGCAAGAAAUCCAGAUUGAUCAGGAGUUUCCAAAAGUUCAGUUGCUUGCGGCCCACAAUGCUUUCAAUGACAGAGCAGACCAUUAUGGAGUUCUAGAUUACUGUCCAUGGCCCCCACCAUAUGAUGCUGCAUGUCUAGACUUGGCUAACCAGGAGUUUAGUUUGACUGAUAUGCUCAACAUGGGUAUCAGAUCUCUGGAGAUUGAUCCAUGGUGGUGUUUUGGAAAGAUGAGAAUGAGCCAUGCUUCAGAACAUGCCAUCGGUUGCGGGCCCACCGAUAGGCUCUUUGUAUAUGGUAUGAAAGAGAUCGGAGAAUGGGUUCACAAACCAGAGAAUGCGGGGAUCAUCAUAAGAAUAUACUUUGAGGAUGGCUCUGAUCACACCAAAGGCCACGAUGAUCUGAUAAACGGACCAAUUAAAAAGUACUUUGGAGACAGAGUAUUUACACCAACUGAUAUGAAACAGUUGGGAAGAUGGCCGACAUUACGAGAAAUGAGAAAUCUAAAUAAGACCGUCCUUGUCACCUCGGCCAAUUCAUACACCCACGGUAGUGUCUUUAUUCAGGAGGGGUACUGGAACGAAUACAUAAGAAAUGAGUUCACACCGUACCCUACAUGCGGCCAAGCAUCAAGCUCCAGUGUACUGAGAUACUAUUGUGACAGUACAAACUAUGGACCCUUUUGGAAUGGACCGAAGCAAACCGGUGUUAUUCUAGACUUCUCAGAGUUCAUGAAAUGCGGUAUUCAGUAUCCUGCAGCUGACCAAAUCAAUCCAAAACUGCUGGAGACUGCUGUCUGGACUUGGGCCAAAGGUCAACCAAGUCAACCUCUGACCAUUCAGUCUUGUGUCUUUCUCGAUGGUACCAGUCACCGAUGGUAUCUGGCGCCCUCAUGUGACACAUUGCUUCCACAUGCCUGCAUCAGUUCAUCCAAUUCCACUGUCUGGGUGCUUGGUAGCAAGGCAAGCUACGGUGAUAUCAAUGCUUGCCCAAAGGGCUUCCAUUUCAGUCUUCCAGUUAAUGGAUUCCACCAACAAAAGCUUAUCGAGGUAGCUUCCAACCAAUCAGUAUGGCUGAAUAUGACUUCAUAUCUCCCACAAUUAGUCUGAAACCAUAAGUAUGAUUUGAAAUCUUCCUAUUAAAGCCCCACUGCACUAGUUUGGCCAGGAGGGAUUAGACCUCCCUGCAUGGUCACUGACGGGUGGUUAUCUCAUCAAAUCAGCUCUCAAU